Molecule: messenger RNA, 1071 nt
Organism: Guyanagaster necrorhizus
Lineage: Eukaryota; Fungi; Basidiomycota; Agaricomycetes; Agaricales; Physalacriaceae
Exons: 3
Coding region: 1-1071 (356 amino acids)
Molecular function (GO): actin binding
Source: RefSeq, a predicted model, not a curated record
AUGGCGUCGAGUGCUCUGCUUCAGCAGAUCCAGGCAGGAAAGAAGCUGAAGAAGGCAGAAAUGAAUGACCGCAGUGCACCAGCGCUGGAUACGCCCAAGGGAGGAGGCGGUGGAGGAAGAGGAGCUAUUUCGACAGGGAACUCUGGGUCGCCAUCGCCAAUGGGAGGAGGAGCGCCUCAGUUGGCGGGACUGUUUGCUGGGGGGAUGCCAAAGCUGAAGCCGGCUGGACAGAACAGUCCCGCGAAGGCGCCGUCAUUGGGUAAGCCGCCGUCCAUUCCAAAAAGAGAUGUCCUUAGUCCAGUGCCGCCUCCACGCCCCGUACCAGUCCCCGCCACUCCUAAACCACCCGCACGACCAACUCCGACUUUACCCGCGAGGUCAGUCCCCACGCCUCCCCGCAGAGUACCCUCCCCACCGUCGAGUGCACCGCCCCCACCCCGUCGGGUGCCGUCUCCACCAACGAGCACCCGCCCGCCUCCUCGCCUCCCACCAGCCACUCCUUCCCCUGCUCCUCCAGCACGUCCAACUCCUUCACUCCCGCCUCGCAUGGCGUCGCCAUCUGCCCGCCCACUUUCUAUUGCCCGCCCACCGCCUGCUAUUCCACCUAGAGGCAGCUCACAGCUCGCCCAGUCUCCCACCAGACACGUCCCCGUUCCACCGACUCUUCCUGGUCGUGCACCGCCUCCACCGCCUCCCCGGCCAUCGAGUACCGGGCCGCCCACCACGUUCGGACGCGUCGCACCUCCGCCUCCGUCAAGGAGACCCCCGCCAGCAGUCGGACACACUCCACCAACACGCGUCCGUGCCGUGUCUGAAGCUGUGCACCAGCCGCCGACCCUGCCACCGUCACGUCCUGCUAGUCUAGUGCCCCUUGCAACUAGGGUAAGGACCACGUCAGCCGGUGGCGCACCAUCCGGCGGACUCACUAAUGGGUCAACGCUGACAACAAGAAAAAUACCCUCUCCUCCCGCCAGUGCUGGAUCCCAUACGUUCCCUAUCCACGACUUUCCACCGCCUCGUCCCUUCCAGCCGUCUGUGAAACACGGCGGACUCUCGGAGUUUUCUUUUUGA